Messenger RNA from Suncus etruscus (white-toothed pygmy shrew), 1291 nucleotides. RefSeq names its product eukaryotic translation initiation factor 3 subunit F-like. The coding region runs from base 1 to 1125 and encodes 374 amino acids. Gene Ontology annotation, molecular function: metallopeptidase activity; translation initiation factor activity; translation initiation factor binding. The transcript has a single exon. Gene Ontology annotation, cellular component: eukaryotic translation initiation factor 3 complex, eIF3m. Gene Ontology annotation, biological process: translational initiation. The record is from RefSeq and is a predicted model, not a curated record. Lineage: Eukaryota; Metazoa; Chordata; Mammalia; Eulipotyphla; Soricidae.
AUGGCCACCCCGGCAGUACCGGCGAGUGACUCUCCCGCCACGCCAGCUCCAGCUUCCUCGGCCCCGGCCCCAGCCCCGGCUCUGGCGGCAGACUCGGCUCCAGCUCCUGCCCCGGCCGCUGCCCCAUCUUCGGCCCUGGCGGCAGCUCCUGCGAUGGCUGUGGCUGCUGCUUCGACUCCCGCCUCCGCCUCGGACUUGGCGGCCAACGUGGACACGACCCCGGCUCCCAGCCAGACGCCGAGCUCUGCGCCAGCCCCAGCGCAGACCCCAGUGCAGGCGCUGCCCGGCACCGCCCUCCCCGGGCCCUUCCCCGGUGGCCGCGUGGUCCGAUUGCACCCAGCCAUCUUGGCCUCCAUCGUGGAAAGCUAUGAGCGACGGAACGAGGGCGCUGCCUGUGUGAUUGGGACCCUCUUGGGAACCGUUGACAAACAUUCAGUGGAAGUCACCAAUUGCUUCUCAGUACCCCACAAUGAGUCAGAAGAUGAGGAUGCUGUUGAUAAGGAAUUUGCUAAGAAUAUGUAUGAAUUACACAAGAAAGUCUCUCCAAAUGAGCUGAUUCUAGGCUGGUAUGCUACAGGCCAUGGCAUCACUGAGCACUCAGUGCUGAUCCAUGAGUACUACAGCCGGGAAGCCCCUAAUCCCAUUCACCUCACAGUGGACGCAAGCCUCCAGAAUGGCCAAAUGAGCAUCAAGGCCUAUGUCAGCACUUUAAUGGGUGUCCAUGGGAGGACCAUGGAGGUGAUGUUCACACCUCUAACGGUGAAAUAUGCCUACCAUGACACUGAGCGCAUUGGAGUGGACCUGAUUAUGAAGACCUGCUUUAACGCCAACCGUGUGAUUGGACUGUCCAGUGACUUGCAGCAAGUAGGAGGUGCAUCAGCUCGCAUCCAGGAUGCCUUAAGCACAGUGUUGCAGUACGCAGAGGAUGUGCUGUCCAGAAAGGUGUCAGCUGACAAUACCGUGGGCAGGUUCUUGAUGAGUCUGGUUAAUCAAGUUCCCAAAAUUGUCCCUGAUGACUUUGAGAUCAUGCUUAACAGCAAUAUCAAUGACCUGUUGAUGGUGACCUAUCUGGCCAAUCUCACACAGUCCCAGAUUGCCCUCAACGAGAAGCUCGUAAAUCUGUAAAUGGACCCCAAACAACUGUUCUGCCAAACUGGCCUCAUUACCAGGACUCAGAAUGGAGUGAAGUGAGGUGUUUGAGUUUUUUUGUUUUGUUUUUAUUGAUUUGGUCACUGAGUCAGCUGCUGUGACUUUAAAUAAAAAUAACCUAUCUUUUAUAAAAAUAUAUAAA